Molecule: messenger RNA, 948 nt
Organism: Lates calcarifer (barramundi perch)
Lineage: Eukaryota; Metazoa; Chordata; Actinopteri; Centropomidae
Gene: pmvk
Product: phosphomevalonate kinase
Exons: 5
Coding region: 74-679 (201 amino acids)
Biological process (GO): cholesterol biosynthetic process; isopentenyl diphosphate biosynthetic process, mevalonate pathway
Cellular component (GO): cytoplasm
Molecular function (GO): phosphomevalonate kinase activity
Source: RefSeq, a predicted model, not a curated record
UCGGACCACGGAGCUGUUCAUAAAGCAGCUGAUCGAUCAACAGCAGGUAUUAAUAGGUGGUUAUUGAUGACAGAUGGAGGACCGUAUCUCUGAACCCGAACUGGUUCUAGUCUUCAGCGGGAAACGGAAGUCCGGAAAAGAUUAUGUGACGGACCUGAUCCAGGACCGUCUAGGUCCGGGUCUUUGCUGCGUCCUGCGUUUGUCCGGACCUCUCAAACAGCAGUACGCUCAGGAACACGGCCUGGACUUGGACCAGCUGCUGGGCCCAGGUCAGUAUAAGGAGCGGUACCGGACCGACAUGAUUCGCUGGGGAGAAACUCGGCGACACCGGGACCCCGGGUUCUUCUGUCGCCUAGCAACCAGGGGAGCACGGCAACCAGUCUGGGUGGUGAGUGACGCACGGAGGAAGUCAGACCUGGAGUGGUUCUGGUCCGAGUUUCCUCGACAAACUCGAAGUGUCAGAGUGGAAAGUUCAGAGGAAACCAGGAAACAGAGGGGGUGGAGCUUCACUGCAGGUGUGGAUGAUGCAGAGUCAGAGUGCGGGUUGGACAGAGACGUUAAAUUUGAUUGGAUAAUCAGGAACGAUGGCGACGCCUCCUCCUUAGACGAGCAGCUGCAGCCGAUCCUGAAGCUGGCGCAGGAAGCAGCUACAUCAUCAUCAUCAGCUGAUCAUCACUGAUCAGAACAUUAUUGAUAAGUGAUCAGUUUCCUGGAUGAGGCAGCUUCAGUCUGAACGUCAGAAGAAGCUGGUGGAGUGCUGCCUUUUUGCCUUUGAGCAGUGACUGUGUGCUGGUGCAUCAGGACUGAGUCUGCAGAUUAACUACAGCGCUCUGCAGGAAGUGAUGUCAUUAAACAGCGACUUUACUGUCAAAAGUCAAAUAUAACAAGAGAAUGUGGAGGUUUGUUUUCAAAUGUGUGAAAAAUAAAAACGAUUUCUUCCACAAAAUA